UUUGCAGAGAGCAGCUUUGCAGAGAAUCACAGGGGGACCUCUCUCUUGUUUUCUGUCUGUCUUUCUUGUUAUUUCUAGCCUAGCGCUUCUUAAAACUAGAUCCAGUUUUUUUCAGCAGCCCUCUACCGAAUUUGAAACCCAGCGCACUCUCAGAAUGCCACUUCUUUUCAGAAUAAACUGCUUUUCUCGCAAUUUUUCACUCGAAUACCAGCGUCUUUUUUGUCAUCCACGGUGAAUUUAGCUCAGGUCUGACCCACUUUCAGCGUGUUUGCCUUCACAGCAUCCCAUGUGUUAGAGCGAGCCGCCAGUGGAGAUGUUUUCGGCAGGCGAGGAGGUUAAUUCCCGUUUGUUUACCUCAGUGAAGGAGUCCUCCGGAGCUGCAAUCUCCCCAACACUGGAGCUCAGUCUCACUACCAUCUACACCGUCCUCUACUCCUUCCUGUUUGUUUUCGUCUACCUGCAGCUCUGGCUCAUUUUGCACUACGGACACAAGCGCUUCAGCUACCAGAGCGUGUUUCUGUUUUUGUGUUUGCUGUGGGCAGCGCUGCGGACGACCCUCUUCUCUUUCUACUUUAAAAAUGUGGUGCAGGCCAACCAGCUGCAGCCUCUGGCCUACUGGCUGCUCUACUGCUGCCCUGUCUGCCUGCAGUUCUUCACUCUCUGCCUGCUCAACCUCUACUUCACACAGGUGAUGUUUAAAGCUAAAGCCAAGUAUUCACCAGAGCUCACCAAAUACAAGGUUCCUCUGCGUUUGUUCUUCCUGUGUCUCAGUAUAUUUUUCCUGGUGGUGAAUUUAACAUGUGCAUUGUUAGUGCAAGGAGCUCUGGAGCGCUCAGAGCCACCAAGCGAUGGGGGGAUCAGACAUGCAGUCCUGGCCCGGGUCCUGAUCAACGACACUCUGUUUGUCCUCUGUGCCAUCUCUCUGGCCGUGUGCAUCUUCAAGAUCGCCAAGAUGUCAUCUGCCAACGUUUACCUCGAGUCCAAGGGUACAUCAGUGUGCCAAGCGACCGCCAUAGGAGCCGUGGUGAUUCUCCUCUACACGUCCAGAGCCUGUUAUAACCUGGUGGUGGUGGCCCUGUCACCGCAGGACAGACCCAGUCCCUUUAAUUACGGCUGGUACAGCGUCUCUGAUCAGGCCGACGUGCAGGAGAUCAGCGGCGAGGCCUACAUCGUGUUCGGGAUCAUCCUGUUCUUCUGGGAGCUGCUGCCUACCAGCUUAGUGGUGGUUUUCUUCAGAGUCCAAAGACCCAACCAAAACCUGGCUCCAGGAGGGAUGAUCAACAGCCACAGCUUCAGCUCCAGGGCUUAUUUCUUUGACAAUCCCAGACGGUACGAUAGUGACGAUGACCUGUCCAGAAGCAUCAACAGUAGGAGUGAUCGAGCCAGUCUCCUGUCCACCACCCCCCAGCUGGGUACGUCUACCUGGUACGGCUCCAUCCAACGUAACAGCACUUUGGCGGCAGGCGUGGCGUCGGCCCAGCAGCCGCCAUCUUCCACGGCCCCCCUGCUCUUCGCCUACGGAAACAUCCAGAGUCACCAUCAUCACCAUCACAACUACUACUCCACCCCGCAGAACAACAACUACCACCACCACCACCACCACAGUAACUACUACUCCACGCCGCAGAAUUAUUACUGUGGAUCGCAGACGUACUUCUGCACCCCACAGAAUUAAGCAGGGUCCAUUCUAAAGACUGAAAAAACAAACCAACAACACUUACUUACUAAUGAUUCUGUGUUUUUGUCACCAUUUUUGCAACUUCACCACGAGAUUUCUGAAAGUGUUGGAUGAAGGUGUGCAUAAAGAUUGGCUCCCCAGGUCACUCUGGAGAAACGUGGUGGUUUAAGCGACCGGAGAGCCGGCGGGCCAUGAAAACCUGCAUUCUGAGGACUUGAGAACAUUGAAUGCGGCUAAAAACUGAAAAGCUUUCUGGUCACAUUUCAGACUGAAACCAGUGAACAGAUAAUCAUCGUUCUCGUCAUCCUUUUCCCCCCUUUACUUGUAAAUUUGACUCAAGUCUAUGGAGGGGACAGUUCUGCACACAAAGGGGGGAUAUGUAGCCAGGUUCUCAAGCUAACAUGGCUAAUGCUAAAGCUACAAUGGCCUGUCAGUCCACAUUUAAGGACAUAAAGAUAAAAUCAGCACUUGUUCAGCUGUUGUUGGGUUGCAUUAUUGUUUUUAAUGGGAACUUACGGUAAAUAUACAAUCAUUUAAAUUAGCAUGAAAAGGCUAAUCUAAGCUGGAAAAGCGCGUAGGAUGCUAAGUUUCAAUCUCUAUAAAAAGGAUUUUCUGGCUGAAAACUCGAUGAUAUGCAUCUACAAAGGGCAUUUCAUGGUGUUUCUUACUCUUUGGUUGGUGUAUUACAGAAAUGAGCUGUCUCUAAUUUGAGUGCUCACGUACAGCUAAUGCUAACACUUAGCUUAAGCUCAUUACUUGAAUGAAGAAAAUCUGAACCCAGAAAAAUCUAAACACACAAAGCCAAAAACUAUUGCCAAACUUGGUAAUAUUGUGUUGUUGGAGACAAGUUAUUCCAUUUAUGAAACUGUGAUUGUUAAUUAAAGGUGCCACACAAACAGAACGUUGCAUAAGCCCCAUUAGCAGGAUGCUAACUCGAUGCUACUUUACACAUAUGGCUUCUUGUAUAGUUUGACAUGUAAAAUAAGCUUACGAUUCUCAUAGCUGACUGUAAUCAAAAUACUGGUACAUUUAUUUAAGUGUUAGAUCAUUGAUGUAAAAUGCUUACAGCCCACGUGAAAUUCAAAUGUAGCUGCUAUAGGGGCGUCAUUGUCAAUCUCAAUAUCAAAAGCCUGGUCAGUAAGUCAAGAGGAACAGUUACCAGAAUAAGCCACGCUGCUGUCGGAUGAAAGCAUCUCACAGCAGCCAAAUCCAGGCUUCUUUAGCCACAAUUAUACAAUGGGAACCAUGUGAAAAUGUAAAACUGGAGCGCUUGAAUGUUGAGGGUUAAAACAUAUCAUAGCUUUAUGUCUGUGCAUCAUCUGGACCACAUCUAAUAGAUUACAGCAUCAAUGUGUGACCUACAUUCAACAUUGGAGUUAAACUGAGCACUUGGACUGUUCGCUCCAGGGUCUUUGAAGGGUCUUUGAAAAAUGUUUGUGACCAAAAAACCAUUAAAUCCGAUUCUUUGUGAGCUGUGAGGCAACAAUUUGCACUUAAAAGAGGUUCACCUUCAGAGAAAAAAGGCUGUGGAGCCUGAAUGUAGGGUUUUUUUCUUGUCCUAUCUUGUAUUUUUUCUUCUGUAAUCGUCUGUAUUCUUAAAAUUUACUAUUUGUCCUUUGAGAAAGGAAAAUAUCAAUGUGCCAUCACAUGUUGUCAUAUCUAAUAGUUUCAUUCCUUAAGGAAAAUAUUUUUGCACAAGAAUGACGUAUGUUUUUAAUUGUUUGUGUGUCUCCCAGCUAAUCGAUUUCUAAUCCAUGUGUGUUCGGUGACAUCUUGAGUCGGCGUGUGUGUGAUCUUAGACUUUUGUUUUUGAUGUUUAGUGGGUUUUUAUACAUGCAUUUUCAUUUUACACUGAUUUUUACUGUCUCAUUGAUUUCCCUCUGUCCCUCUGGUUUUUCAUAAUCUCACACAUUUUUUUUGAAUCUCAUGACAGACUGCCGCCUGUAAGCAAUACUUCACUUUUUGUUGUUGUUGUUGUUGUUGUUUAUGACCCAGUUCUCAGACCAAAAUCAGUGCAUCUGUGCUAACUAACUAAAAACAAAAAAAAAAAAAUAGGAAAAAAACAAAAAACAAAAAAAACGAUGUCCAUGUGUAUUUGAACACUGUGGUACUUCAGCUGUCAUGAAACUCAACCUGUAAAUGACCAUGUAGACUUCAUACAGGAAAACAAACAAACAAAAGGCAACGUUGCAGCCUGGACGUAAAAAACAAAUCAGCUUCUGGUGAAAUCAUUUAAUCUGCCGCUCAUGCUUUAAGAUCACAGUGUAACUGGACACUUUGAGGUGCGGUGGAGGAAGCGAAGCUCUUGUUCUUGGGUCCAGCUGCUCACCUGCGGUGCAGAAUGCAUGUUUCUGCACCAGACUACAAGAGCUCAGUGUCUUCUGUUUUUCUUUCUUUGUUUUUUUUUGCAGGAUGGUAUUAUUUGUUAAAUGUUACUUGCUCUAUCUGCUCCAAAAAGGCAGAGGUAAAUGUUUAACGAAUUGUUUUACGUUCUGACUCGUUUUAUCCGUGGCCAUACUGAAUGUAACCUAUUGUGCAACAGAUCACUAAUGAUGUAUGCAAGACAAGCACUACCAUGUUUAAAUAAAGGCCUACUGCACUGUUUUUAAGACGAAAGCAAA
Stegastes partitus (bicolor damselfish) is the source of this 4299-nucleotide messenger RNA. RefSeq names its product G protein-coupled receptor 137c (gene gpr137c). The transcript has 8 exons. Lineage: Eukaryota; Metazoa; Chordata; Actinopteri; Pomacentridae. Bases 314 to 1675 code for a protein of 453 amino acids. Gene Ontology annotation, cellular component: lysosomal membrane. The record is from RefSeq and is a predicted model, not a curated record. Gene Ontology annotation, biological process: positive regulation of TORC1 signaling.